UCGCAUGCGAACACCGAAGGUCGGAACGGAACGUGUCGAGCGGUCGAGCACUGUUGACGUUUACAGCAGAGGCUUGGGAAUGACAACGAUAGCGUAGAUUACUGUCCGAUUCAAUUUUCGAUUUCGUCAUGAACGCCUGUCGACUGGAACCCUGUAUCCAGCUUCCUCUCCCGAAGGAGAAGCUGAAGGAGAGCGUGGAUAAAGCGAAGGAUUGGGCGCUUAUGCAUGGGAUAUCCAUACGAUCCAGGAAGAAUUUCAACAAGGACCAGGUACAGGUACUACCUGUCACACUGUUACCGUCGAGUUUUCCCAGGAAGCCCUUUCUAACUGUGAAAAAUGUACAAACUUUAUUGAACGAGCUUAUUCAUAAGGUUGCCCACGAUAAGGAGUUUCUUACAAGCAGCUUAAAAAGCACAGUCCAAGCUGAUCCGUUUACGGCGAAGCUGUUUCACAUAUAUGAGACAGUAUACAAGAAAGGUUUUAGCCAGAGUAUAAGCCUUGGACUGUUGAGGUCAGAUUAUUUAUUACACGAUGAUGGCUGUAAGAUAAAGCAAGUAGAAAUAAAUACAGUAGCGACUAGCUUUGCGGCCUUGGCUACCGUUACAUCCGAAUAUCACAAGUAUAUAUUAGGAGAAUUGGGGUACAGAAAGAAAGCGUGCGAACAGAUUCCAGAAAACAAUGCGCUUACGGGAUUUUGCAAAGGAUUAAUAUUCGCAUGGGAAUUGUAUAAUAAUCCAGAGGCUAUCAUAUUGUUUAUUGUUGAAGAUGUGACCUAUAAUAUAAGCGAUCAAAGGCUUCAUGAGUUUGAAAUUCGUCAAUUAUGUCCUAAAAUUAAGAUCAUCAGAAGAAGUUUAACAAGUUUAGCAUUGGAAGGAGUGAAACUGGGACCAAAUAAAGAAUUAAUUGUUUCAAACAUGGUAGUGGCUGUAGUUUACUAUCGGUCAGGUUACGAACUCGAGGCUUAUCCAACAGAAAAAGAAUGGGAGAUUAGAAUGUUAAUAGAGUGUUCUUGUGCAAUAAAAUGUCCAUCAGUGCAAUAUCAUUUAGCAGGUACUAAAAAAGUACAACAAUCUUUAGCUCAGCCUAGUGUAUUGAAAAAGUUUCUAAAAGAUGAUGCAUCUGUUGCUAAAGUGCAAGAAAUAUUUACUGGAUUAUAUACGCUAGAUUUUAAUGAUGAUGGAGAAAAGGCAGUAAAAAUGGGUAUAAAUGACCCAAACAAGUUUGUUCUCAAGCCACAAAGGGAAGGAGGUGGGAAUAAUGUAUAUAAUGAGAAUAUAAGGACGUGGUUAAAUUCGAUGAAGGAAUCGCAAGAGAGAACUGCGUGGAUUCUCAUGGAUCGCAUUUACCCUCCUUUACAAAAAAAUUAUUUGAUACGUGCUGCUGAAGAAUCGUCAUUAGAAGAUAACGCUGAUCUAUCGGAUAUUAUAACAGAACUUGGCAUAUAUGGAGUAAUAGUAGGGGAUAGUAAUGAGAUAAUGUUAAAUAAACAAGUUGGACAUAUUUUAAGAACCAAAAUAUCGAGCGAAGAUGAAGGCGGGAUAGUGGCAGGCGUUGGCGCCCUUGACAGUCCUUAUUUAAUUAGCUGAAAUAAGACAUUUUCAGAAGAAUAAUUACAAUUUAAAUAAAUGAUAAUAUAAUCUAUAAGAUUAUAUAAUAGAUUAAUUAUCUUUAUUAUAAUUAUUUUUUCAUUUUAUAAAAUGGUAUUGUAGACACAUGUGGAUAUGGGAUGGAACUUAUUAGAAAUCAAACGAGCAUCAAUACUCA
Wasmannia auropunctata (little fire ant) is the source of this 1764-nucleotide messenger RNA. Its product is annotated as glutathione synthetase-like. The transcript has 11 exons. The record is from RefSeq and is a predicted model, not a curated record. The coding region runs from base 129 to 1586 and encodes 485 amino acids. Gene Ontology annotation, biological process: glutathione biosynthetic process. Gene Ontology annotation, cellular component: cytosol. Gene Ontology annotation, molecular function: glutathione binding; ATP binding; glutathione synthase activity. NCBI's taxonomy places the organism in Eukaryota, Metazoa, Arthropoda, Insecta, Hymenoptera, Formicidae.